This is a messenger RNA of Saccharomyces mikatae IFO 1815, 615 nucleotides long. RefSeq names its product glutathione-disulfide reductase GRX7 (gene GRX7). Gene Ontology annotation, biological process: cellular response to oxidative stress. The transcript has a single exon. Gene Ontology annotation, cellular component: fungal-type vacuole; cytoplasm; Golgi lumen. Lineage: Eukaryota; Fungi; Ascomycota; Saccharomycetes; Saccharomycetales; Saccharomycetaceae. The record is from RefSeq and is a predicted model, not a curated record. Bases 1 to 615 code for a protein of 204 amino acids. Gene Ontology annotation, molecular function: glutathione disulfide oxidoreductase activity.
AUGGCUAUCGUUAUAAAUAAAAGAAACGUAAGAGUUUUAGUCAUAACCAAUUUAUUACUGAUUUUAGUGUUUUUGGUCGUAAGAAAUUCAAACGCUAACGUCAACGAGAGUACUAUUACUCCUCAUGGUACCUCAUUAGCAACAUAUAACGAUGCAGGAAACGCUCCCGGUACUCAUAAAUCUGUUCAUGAUUCAGACGCAAAUAAACAAGUCAAGGAACCUGAUGAAACUAACGAAAAUAGUGAAGAAGCUCAAUUCGAUGCCGCUGCAGAGUAUGAUAAAAUCUUAAAAAAGUCACCUAUGAUUGUAUUUAGCAAAAGUUUCUGCCCAUUUAGUAAAAAAUUGAAGACUUUAUUAGCUGAAUCGUACACAUUUUCUCCAUCAUAUUACGUCGUAGAAUUGGAUAAGCGUGAACACACAAGCGAACUACAAGAACAUAUUGAAAAGAGUACUGGUAGAAGAACAGUUCCUAACGUUGUCAUCGAUGGUAUCUCUAGAGGUGGUUGCGAUGAGAUAACAGCACUACAUGAAAACGAUAAGCUACUAAACUCUUUCAAAGAGUGGAGUAGUGGGAAAUUCACUGUAGAAGCAAUAUCGCCAUCUCAAAGCGAUUAA